AUGGAAAGUGUAGAGCUACUGGGAAUCGACAUUUCGAGUGAAAUAUUUCCGGAGAAGCCACCUAGGAAUGUCAGGUUCUAUGGAAUGUCUGCGACGAAUCUACCAACUGAGAAAGCAAACUCCUUUAAUCUUAUUAUCCAACGUAUGCUUCUCGGUGCUUUUACAGAAUCUCAAUGGCGAGCUGCGCUCCGUGAGAUUCUGAGUGUCCUCAAGCCUGGAGGAGCCGUGCAACUAUUGGAGACCGGACUGUACGAUUCAGUUUACGGCUCGAUUUCGAUUUCUGCUACAAGAGAAGCGGUAGAACCUCCCAUUGCCGUCAUGGACAAGCGUGGUCUACUCGGCGUCGAAUGCGGAAAUCGAUUACCCGCGAUACAUAGUGAAGUGGAGUUCUCGGACGCACGAGCUGAGGCGCAUAGAGUUCCAGUUGGAGAGGAGAGUGGGGUGAGCUAG
Messenger RNA from Fomitiporia mediterranea MF3/22, 450 nucleotides. RefSeq lists its product as uncharacterized. The transcript has a single exon. NCBI's taxonomy places the organism in Eukaryota, Fungi, Basidiomycota, Agaricomycetes, Hymenochaetales, Hymenochaetaceae. The record is from RefSeq and is a predicted model, not a curated record. The coding region runs from base 1 to 450 and encodes 149 amino acids.